Mesorhabditis belari is the source of this 1386-nucleotide messenger RNA. The record is from the annotation of a GenBank genome assembly. NCBI's taxonomy places the organism in Eukaryota, Metazoa, Nematoda, Chromadorea, Rhabditida, Rhabditidae.
AUGUUUAGCGUUUCAUUAUGGAAUUAUUCAUUAAGUAUAAAUCCCAAUGUAACCGAGUCCACUUUCGGGCUCAUCGUCGGUGCGAAUAGCUUUGCGCAAGCCAUUGCAGCUCCAAUUUUCGGGUACUGGAGCAAUCGCAUUGAAAAUGUAAAGCUUCCUUUGUUUAUCGGUCUUCUUUUCAUGGUCUCGGGUAAUAUUCUCUACUCAAUUUUGCCAUUAUUCGAUACAAGUGCCUAUUCGUGGCUGAUAGUCGCUCGACUUUUGACUGGAAUCGGAGCUGGAAAUUCGGCCUUAAUUCGUGCUUAUGCCUCACAAUCGUCUUCGUCGGAGGAUCGGAGUAAAGCGAUCGCUUGGACGACAGCCGGUGACACGCUCGGCACAACAACUGGACCGUUGAUCCAACUUUUCUUCUUGCCACUAGGCAAAGAAGGCCUCGAGCUUUUCGGUUUCCGCAUCAACAUGUAUACAAGUCCGGCACUUUUCGCCUGUUUCAUCGAUUUGAUGGGUAUCGUUAUUGUCUCCAGAUUUUUCGUUGAAGACUACUCAAUGCUCAGAUACGAGCAAAAGGGUCUCGACAGCAACAUGAUGCACCCAUGUUGGACGGCGGUGGGAGUUUGUGUGGUGACGAGAUACUCGCAAGCGCUUUUACUUUCGACUUUUGAUGGGGUUGGUAGCUCUUUCGCUAGUAUGAUGUUCGGGUUCACAGAAGAGGAGACGGUCCGCAAUAACAAUUUCUCCAUAUCGGUGCAAGCCGCCAUCGGGCUUCUCGUCUACUUUUCUUUUAUCUAUUUCAAUUUGGGCAGGAGGAUAGCGAUGCGCACAUCCGUUCUCGUUGCUCUGCUUUGUUUCAUUUUGUAUCAUUGCCUCACUUUUGCCUAUCCUUUCUACGAUUUGCACGUCAAACUCGCCUCUCCCGACGUGAAGGGUCGUCAGUUCGGUGUGUGCGAGUCAUCAAGAUUCACUUGGUGCACCUCGCUCACGACCUAUCAUCCACUCGUCUUCUAUAUCUCGUAUCUAACAUUUGUCGGCGGCUUUUUCCCGAUCAUCAACAUUGCUUUGACGACUCUUUUCUCGAAAGUGAUCGGCCCGAGAGCACAGGGCACCCUACAAGGCCUCUUCCAAGUAGCCGGCUGCAUUUCGAAGAUGAGCAGUCCGACAAUUUUGGGCUCUACCUACACGGUGGGUGGACCUCGGCUAGUCUGGAUCCUGCAGAUCACUCAACUUAUCAGUGUUUUAUUUCUAUGGAUUAUAUUCAGAAGAAAAAUGAUCGGCAUGCAGGAGCGCGUCGAUGAACAACUAGAGAAAGAGUGCAAAGAUUGCGAGGAGAAAGAAGACAAGACAAAGCUCGAGAUUCUCAUCUGGGCAACCGGAGAACGGUGUAAAGCA